Cinclus cinclus is the source of this 9190-nucleotide messenger RNA. RefSeq names its product zinc finger SWIM-type containing 8 (gene ZSWIM8). NCBI's taxonomy places the organism in Eukaryota, Metazoa, Chordata, Aves, Passeriformes, Cinclidae. The record is from RefSeq and is a predicted model, not a curated record. Gene Ontology annotation, cellular component: Cul2-RING ubiquitin ligase complex. Bases 385 to 5919 code for a protein of 1844 amino acids. Gene Ontology annotation, molecular function: zinc ion binding. The transcript has 26 exons.
AGCCGGCCCCUUCCCUCGUCCUGCAGCGCCGGGAGCCUUCGGACCCUCCGUCUUCCCGGCAGGCACCUGUCCCGCCUGGAGGCAGCUCUCAUGGACUAACCAGCCCCCUUCGCCUCAAGUACAUUCUGUGGACAUAAGCAUUUUUUAACUUUUUAAAGAACUUCCCCCCCGCCCCCCAUGGAAUUUUUACUAGCUGCCCCUUAGUUAUUCCCUGAUUCUCCCAUCUCAGACAGCGUUUUGUUUUUUCCUGGUACUGUAGUAUGGGGAUCAAAUCAAAACCGAGAUUUUAAGUACUGCAAGAGCCCUCACGUCCAUUCACCUGUUAAAAGUGAGCAGUACUGUUCCUGUCUUUCUUCUUUUCCCUCUCGUCGCCUGUCGGAUGUGAUGGAACUCAUGUUCGCAGAGUGGGAGGACGGGGAGAGGUUUUCAUUUGAAGACUCAGAUCGCUUUGAAGAAGACUCUCUUUGUUCCUUCAUCUCUGAGGCAGAGAGCCUUUGCCAGAACUGGAGAGGAUGGAGGAAACAAUCGGCUGGACCCAAUUCCCCCACUGUCAAAAUGAAAGGUGAGAUCACCCGGUUUCAUUGGGAUGCUCUUUGGAUUCGUGGAAGCUGUGGGGCAAGGGUGGGUGAUGGGCUGGUGAUCCCAUUGGUGGAACUCUCUGCAAAACAGGUUGCAUUUCACAUUCCAUUUGAGGUAGUGGAGAAAGUUUAUCCUCCAGUGCCUGAACAACUGCAACUUCGAAUCGCCUUCUGGAGUUUUCCAGAAAAUGAGGAGGAUAUCAGGUUGUACUCAUGCUUGGCGAACGGCAGCGCAGACGAGUUCCAGCGAGGGGAGCAGCUCUUCCGGGUGAGGGCUGUCAAAGACCCUCUCCAGAUAGGUUUCCAUCUGAGCGCCACUGUGGUGCCCCCGCAGAUGGUGCCCCCCAAGGGCGCGUACAACGUGGCGGUGAUGUUUGACCGGUGCCGGAUCACGUCGUGCAGCUGCACCUGCGGCGCCGGGGCCAAGUGGUGCGCGCACGUCGUGGCGCUCUGCCUCUUCCGCAUCCACAAUGCAUCUGCAGUGUGCUUACGAGCACCUGUUUCUGAGUCUUUGUCCCGGCUACAAAGAGACCAGUUGCAAAAAUUUGCUCAGUACCUAAUCAGUGAACUUCCACAACAGAUUCUUCCAACAGCUCAGCGCUUGCUGGAUGAGUUGUUAUCUUCCCAGUCUACUGCCAUCAACACAGUGUGUGGAGCCCCAGAUCCCACUGCUGGACCUUCUGCAUCAGAUCAAAGCACCUGGUACUUAGAUGAAUCUACUCUGAGUGACAACAUAAAAAAAACCCUUCAUAAAUUCUGUGGACCCUCUCCUGUUGUUUUCAGUGAUGUGAAUUCAAUGUAUCUGUCUUCCACUGAGCCACCAGCUGCUGCUGAGUGGGCUUGUCUGCUGCGUCCCCUGCGAGGAAGAGAACCCGAGGGAAUCUGGAACUUGCUUUCCAUCGUACGGGAGAUGUUCAAGAGACGGGAUAGCAAUGCAGCUCCAUUGCUGGAGAUUCUGACUGACCAGUGUCUCAACUAUGAGCAGAUAACCGGCUGGUGGUACAGUGUGCGAACAUCCGCGUCACACAGCAGUGCUAGUGGGCACACAGGGCGCAGCAAUGGCCAGUCAGAGGUAGCUGCUCAUGCUUGUGCAAGCAUGUGUGAUGAAAUGGUGGUUCUUUGGAGGCUGGCUGUCCUUGACCCGACUAUUAGUCCACAGAGGCGCAGGGAUCUUUGCUCACAGCUCAGGCAGUGGCAGCUGAAAGUCAUAGAUAAUGUUAAGAGGGGUCAGCACAAAAAAUCACUGGAGAAGCUCUUCCAAGGUUUCAAGCCAGCUGUAGAAGCCUGUUACUUCAACUGGGAGGAAGCUUAUCCCAUUCCUGGGAUUACAUACAGCAGCACUGACAAGAAGAACUCGUUCUGUUGGGUGAAGGCCAUCCAGCAGAGGAGCUGCCGGUUGCAGUGUGCAGAAAGUGCCUGUGAGGCUGGCAGGAGCCAUGGCCAGGAGCCUGGGGGACCGUGUCUGCAGCCUGGGGACAGGCUGCGGCCCUCCCCACAGGAGCCAGCAGUUCGUCCUAAAGAACUUACUGGGAAGCGGAAAGUUGUCUCUGAAACACCACAGAGGGUUCUGAGACGGCUCUCAGCAGAAGGGGAUAAAGCUGUCUAUAAGACUGCAGUGAGCAAAGCAAAGUUGCCAGUGAGCAAAGGCUUGACCAGUAAACAUAGUGGGAAACGCCGUAUGAGCAGUGAGGACAGCUCUCUGGAGCCAGACUUGGCAGAGAUGAGCCUGGAUGACAGCAGCUUGGCACUGGGGGCAGAAGCCAGCAACACCUUUAGUUUUGCAGAAAGUCCACUGAGCAGGAGCUACAGGGAUGCCUUUGAGGAGGAUGGUGGAGUGUACUUCUCUGAGGGACCUGAGCCCACUGUCAGGAGCAGUUCCAUGGCCAAGAAAUCCCCCAAGGAUCCUGUGGGGGAGAUGGGUAGUGGUGAUGAUGACCUGCCUUCCGCAGAUGAGAACUCUGGUGGCGUGAGUCUGAAGCCAGAAGAAGUAGGAGAGAAUGGUGCAGUGGGGGGAGGGGAUGAUGGAGAAGAGGAAGAUGAUUAUCAGGUAUACUAUCUGAAUCCACAAGAGGUAGCCAAGGAAGAUGAUGACAAAUGUGAAGGGGGAAUUGAAGAGGAGCAGGAUAUAUUUGCUGGUAUAAAGCCUCUGGAGCAGGAGAACCGGAUGGAGAUCCUGUUUGCCUGUGCAGAGGCACUGUAUGCACAUGGAUACAGUAAUGAGGCUUGCCGCUUGACUGUAGAGCUUGCCAGGGACCUACUGGCCAACCCUCCAGAUCUCAAAGUGGAGCAGCCACCAACUAAGGGCAAAAAGAACAAGGUGUCAACCAGCAAGCAGACGUGGAUGGCAACCAACACCUUGUCUAAAGCUGCUUUCUUGAUGACUGUCUUGAGUGAGCGGCUGGAGUACCACAACCUGGCCUUCCGAAUAGGAAUGUUUGCUCUGGAGCUGCAGAGACCACCUGCCUCUACCAAGGCUCUGGAGGUGAAAUUGGCUUAUCAGGAAUCUGAGAUUGCAGCCCUCUUGAAGAAGAUUCCCUUGGGCACCAAUGAGAUGAACACUAUUCGAGGAAGAGCUGAAGAGCUGCGAGAAGGGACAUUGUGUGAUUACCGUCCUGUCCUGCCUCUGAUGUUGGCAAGCUUUAUAUUUGACAUGCUGUGCACUCCAGUGGUUUCUCCUACAGGCUCUAGACCCCCAAGCCGUAAUUGGAAUUAUGAAAUGCCUGGAGAUGAAGAGCUUGGUUUUGAGGCAGCUGUUGCUGCUCUUGGUAUGAAAACAACUGUCAGUGAAGCAGAACAUCCUCUAUUGUGUGAAGGCACACGAAGGGAAAAAGGGGAUUUGGCUCUAGUCCUGAUGAUUACUUACAAGGAUGAUCAGUCUAAGCUGAAGAAGAUUUUAGACAAACUCCUGGACAGAGAGAGUCAAACUCACAAGCCACAGACGCUGAGUUCCUUCUACUCAUCCAGCAAGCCUACAGUUGCAAAUCAGAAAUCUCCUUCCAAACAUGCUGCUCAGUCUGCUGCAGCUAUCCAGCAGCUUCCAGGGACUUCUGUCACUCAGCAGGCUGCUGUAAGCACUGCAGUCCAGAGCAGUCCCGAGAACUUUGUGGAGAAGAGUACACAGGAGAGCUCUCAAAGGUCCCCCUGUGAGCCAGCUGCAGAGGCCACUGUUCUGAAACAAGAGGGAAAGGUCCCCAGUCGUCUGGCCCUUGGAAACCGAGGUGGAUACAAUGGGAGGUGCUGGGGUUCACCUGUCAGGCAGAAGAAGAAACACACAGGUAUGGCUAGUAUUGACAGCAGUGCUCCUGAGACCACCUCUGACAGUUCUCCAACUCUCAGUCGGCGUCCCCUACGUGGGGGCUGGGCAACAACAUCCUGGGGUAGAGGACAGGACAGUGACAGCAUCAGCAGUUCUUCAAGUGAUUCACUGGGAUCUUCCUCUUCCAGUGGCAGUAGGAGAGCCAGUGGGGGAGCUCGUGCAAAGACUGUGGAAGUUGGCAGGUAUAAAGGGAGGCGGCUGGAGAGCCAUGCUCCUCAUGUCCCAAACCAGCCCUCAGAGGCAGCUGCUCAUUUCUACUUUGAGUUGGCCAAGACAGUCCUUAUCAAAGCAGGUGGAAACAGCAGUACCUCUAUCUUCACCCACCCUUCCUCCAGUGGUGGGCACCAGGGACCACACCGCAACCUUCACCUCUGCGCCUUUGAGAUUGGGCUGUAUGCACUUGGGCUGCACAACUUCGUGUCUCCCAACUGGCUCUCUCGAACUUACUCCUCCCAUGUCUCUUGGAUCACAGGGCAGGCCAUGGAGAUUGGUAGCGCAGCCUUGAACAUCUUGGUGGAGUGUUGGGAUGGACAUCUGACUCCCCCAGAGGUGGCAUCAUUGGCAGACAGAGCUUCACGGGCCAGAGACUCCAACAUGGUGCGGGCAGCUGCAGAACUGGCACUCAGCUGCUUGCCUCAUGCCCAUGCCCUGAACCCAAAUGAGAUCCAGAGGGCUCUGGUGCAGUGUAAGGAACAGGACAACCUGAUGCUGGAAAAGGCCUGCAUGGCAGUAGAAGAGGCAGCCAAAGGAGGUGGUGUGUACCCAGAAGUCCUCUUUGAAGUAGCUCAUCAGUGGUACUGGCUUUACGAGCAGACUGUUGGUGGGACCCCAGCCCAGAGAGAAGGUGCCACUGGCUGCAGUGCCGGCGGCACACGGGCCGCGUCUGAAGCAGCGCGUGGCUUGGCAGACAGCCGGGUGACCUCAGAGCCCACCACGGUGACAGUGGCAGCUGCAGUAACUGCGGCAGCAACUGUCAUGCCAGUGAUCUCCGUGGGGUCAACCAUGUAUCAGCAGCACACGGUGGCAGGGCCAGCAAUGGCACAUACACACACGCAGGGUCUCCACCCUUACACCACCCUUCAAACUCACAUCCCCUGUAAUCCCCAGUAUAUUGGACACACUAUCCAGCACAUGCCACGCCCAGCUGUCUUCCCGGUCCCUGGCUCGGCGUAUCCGCAGGGUGUCCAUCCUGCAUUCAUAGGGGCGCAGUACCCUUACUCAGUAACAGCACCGUCCCUGGCAGCUACAGCAGUGUCCUUCCCUGGCGUGCCCGUCCCUUCCAUGACGCAGAUUGCUGUGCAUCCCUACCAUAGCGAGACGGGACUUUCGCUGUCUUCCAAUGUAGCGCUAGGCAGUGUCCAUGCAGGAUCAACGUUCCCAGCGAUUCAGGGUGCUUCCUUGACAGCUCUGUCCUCACAGCCCAGCUCCCUUGUUACAGGGGGUUUUCCUGCCGAGGAUGAGCAGCACAGUCAGCCUGUGAGCCCCCAGGGUCUGCACUACCUCCACUCUGCAUACCGAGUUGGGAUGCUGGCUCUGGAGAUGCUUGGCCGAAGAGCUCACAACGACCAUCCCAACAACUUCUCGCGCAGCCCACCCUACACUGAGGAUGUAAAAUGGCUCCUUGGGUUAGCUGCAAAGUUAGGUGUAAACUACGUGCAUCAGUUUUGCGUUGGUGCGGCCAAGGGGGUGCUGAGCCCUUUUGUGCUCCAGGAGAUCCUCAUGGAAGCUCUGCAGAGGCUCAACCCUGCCCAUGUGCACAACCACCUGCGCACCCCAGCCUUCCACCAGCUGGUGCAGAGGUGCCAGCAGGCCUAUAUGCAGUACAUCCAUCAUCGGCUGAUCCAUCUCACUCCAGCUGAUUACGAUGACUUUGUGAAUGCCAUCCGCAGCGCCAGAAGCGCCUUCUGCCUGACUCCCAUGGGCAUGAUGCAGUUUAAUGAUAUUCUCCAGAACCUAAAGCGCAGCAAGCAGACAAAGGAGCUGUGGCAAAGGGUCUCUCUGGAAAUGACCACCUUCUCACCGUGACGUCGGGUGGAGCUCCACGGACACACAACCCUUUGCCCAACAUAGUUGUAGUUCCAUUUACACCAUCCUUCCUUCUGGUGUCUUUUUUAUUUUAGUUUUAACUCGUUGGAAACCACUGAUCUGAUGUAUUUAUACCAUGACAUUCCUCUCCAGCACUGUUGCGUGUUGGCGCUCUGCUUUGCUCGCUCUUCCUCCUCCUUCUCAGUGGGCUGCAGGCUUCAGAAGCAUCAGGAAAUGAGAAGGAAGUUGAGCUGGCUGCCCUGUGGUGUAGUCACUGCUUUUUUCCCUGAGCCCUGGGAGGCUUCCUGCGAGCAGUUUGCAGUGUGAUUACGCACAUGUUAGAGGGGUUGGGGAUUCUGUCUUAAAUAUUUAUUUUGGCAUUUAUAAAUGUGUAAACUUUUUUUUUUUCUUUUUUUCCCCUGGUAUGGGGCUUCUCUUACUCCACACACCAUCUCCUGUUGGGGAGUGGCUGGAACUGCAGUGCACAGAGUGUGCUCCCUCCAUCCCUUUCAGCAGCUCCUGGUGAGAGAAGCUGAGACUGGAGUAGCAGGGCCAGGGCCACCUCUGCAGCUUUCCGCAGCAGCUGAGGACAUAGGCUGGAGUUUGGGCAGUGAGUCCUUUAUUGCACUGAGCUGCCUGGAGACUGCCAGAAGUGUUUGGGCUCUUUCUCAGGAGUGUCUCUCACUGGGCACUGCUGUCCCAUAGAAUGUUUUGAUCCUGGUUGUUUCAAGUUGUACAAUCCUGUUUCUUUUGGCUGGGGUAUUACUCUCCUGUAAUCAGUUUCUUAUCCCUCGUCUCUUCUUGUUUCCUGAUUAAACACUUGUUUUCUUAGACUGACUCUCUCUUCUCUCUGCUAUGAUGUUGGCAGUGUGAAGGAGCUGGCCAGCUGUGUGUCAGUGGGAGCUCCUGUGAGCCCUGGUAGGUGGCUGCUGUGCUCUGAGGAGCAGCAAUCCAGCACAAGCUGGCACUCAAAGGCCUGGUGCUGCUCUGAGAAUGACGUGCCUCUGCAGAGGCUGAGGUACGUGUUUGGUGGGUGUUGGUAGAGUUCAUGGUAAGCCUGGGAUGUUUUGCCUACAGUUCUGUCAGUCAGUGGAUGUAUUUCUAGCUUUGAUACUGUGAGAUAGUGCAGAGCCUUGUAUUUCCCAAGUAUUGUGCAGAGCAACAGCUGCUACUGUGUAUUUAGAGAGGUACUUGGUGGACUGUGAAAGAGAUAUAGUAGGGACAGCAUUGCAGAAAAUUGUUUAGUUACCUUAAGUGUAUAAGCACAUAAAUUUCAGGACUUUUAAAAGUGGAAGCUGGAUGAGUCAUGGAUGUUAAGACUUGAGUUUCUCAAUAGUAAUGUAUUUUGCUUACUUGGGUCUAGCCAAUAAGUUUUAGUUUAUGCAAGUUAGAAAUAUGUGCCUGUUUGAUAUUUUCAAUUAUACUCUUAUUAAAAAUAGCUCAUAGGCACAGAGCAAAAGAAAUUAAUAUAUUCUUUUGGUUUGGCUUUGUGUACUACACUGGCCAGAGUAUGACUGAGGUUCUUCUGAUUGUGCAACAGUAACUGAAGAUCUCCUUAUAGCUUCUUGUGUUCCCCCAUAAAGUGUCUAGUUACAUGCUAACUAGAAAUGCAGAUGGUCGUAAUAAUGGGUUAGUAAGUUCUGUCGUUUUUAAACUAAAGUCUGUGUUGAUAAUGAGCGGCCUGUUAUUGGGCAGAAUUGGAUUUUGCUGGAGAGCAGAGCUUGAUGAUGCGUGGGAGGUUUGGGUUCCUAGAACACUUUCUGUGCUCUGGUUCUUGCACGUUCAGAACUGUGAAAGGAGCUUAGAGAAAAAUGAGUUGUCUAGUAAAGUCUAAUCUUUUCCUUUCUAAUGCAUAUAGGAGAACAUCUGUGAAAGAGAAAGGAGCAUGUUUUAAAAGCAAAGAUGGAGAAGGGAAAUGGGUAAAAGAGCUGAAUGUUAAGUAGCAGAAGCAGAAGUGACUUGCAGCAUUAAGGAUUUGGAUUGAAUAGGGGAAUGAAAUGUCACAGCCUCAUCUGUGAUACUGAUUGGAAAAAUACACUUUUUUCAAAGACCCUGAACAGGCAAGUUUUCAGACCACUGUGUCUGUUAAUUUGUUGUUGUUCCUGACCCAUGUCCCAUGAAAUAUAUCUGAGCAAGGACAGAAGAAAGUGAGGCAGGAGAUUUUUUUUAUUUUUUUUUCCUUGCCAUGUGGCUGUGAGGUUAUUGAGGUAUUUGUCCUUUAUAAGAGAUGGGAUGAGCCCUGAUGGUCCCAGAAGCAUUAAUUUUCUGUUAGAACAAUUAUUACCCACUGCAGCCUUGUUAGUUUGGUCACUAUUCCAGGAGUGGGAAAAAUAUAUAGGCUUAGAAAUUCUGAAAAGACAUUUUAGCAGAAGACCUGUAAAAGAGGUUGCAGGCAACUCAAAUUUCCUUUGGCUUUCACUUAACCCAUGUGUUCUUUCACUUGGAGUAAAUGUUCUUCAGCAACACAUGAAGUGUCUCUGUCUCUGGACACGUUCGCCUAUUACCAUCUUUCUUGCCUGUUACAAUUUUCUUUUGGAGGCACUUUCCUGGAAUAUGAAUUAACAGAACAGUAUUUGCCUUUGGACUUCAGUGUCUUGACAGCCCAUGAACAAGGUGAGUUGGAACUGUCCUGUAAUGAAAUUAUGUGCCUGGCAACAGGUAUAGCUGGAAUUAGCUGAAAAGCUCCCCUCCGUCUAGUUUUGUUUACAGUCCUUACUAGUAUUUGGGAUUUGUAUUUUGGUUUUUGGAGAGCCCAUUCAGAACUAACCUUCUGGAGAGUUGCUGAAACUAAAGUUUAAAAUUUUUUUUUGCUUGAGUUUGGUUUUUGUCAAGCCUGGAACUCUGGUGUUUUGGAGCAGAAUAUAGCUUUUACUUUCCCAGCUUAUUUAGCACCAGUUUGGCUACUGCUACAUAGUGCUGCAGUGCUCUGAACAGCCUUGCAAACCUCAGUCAGUGGAAAAUGGGGUAAGCAUUGAAGCACCCAUGAGGUUCUUCACUACCUCUUGGUCAAAGUUGUCAGCUGUAACAAUAUGGCAUAAAUUUAAAAUAGUUUUAUGUAAGAGGCAGGAAAGUUGUAGUUUUCUUACGUAGACAUUAAGAGAUGGGCAGGAUAAAAAAAAAAAAUGUGUUUUUCAGGAUGUAACUGGGAAGCAAAUGUGCCAAAAGACAAAUGGAGAAAUGUGUUCUUACAGAUUGCUACCAUUAAUGGGACCUUUUUUAAUUUUUAUUUUCAACUGAGGUGCAAAAAAUAAAAGAGCAAAUUGGACCAUCA